Candoia aspera is the source of this 2330-nucleotide messenger RNA. It is a transcript of the gene MROH6, whose product is annotated as maestro heat like repeat family member 6. Bases 1 to 2328 code for a protein of 775 amino acids. The transcript has 14 exons. Gene Ontology annotation, cellular component: cytoplasm. The record is from RefSeq and is a predicted model, not a curated record. NCBI's taxonomy places the organism in Eukaryota, Metazoa, Chordata, Lepidosauria, Squamata, Candoiidae.
AUGCCCAGUGAGACUGCCAAGGUCCAAGCAUGGAGGGAAAAGACGGGAUCAAGUAUAGACUCUGUUAGAGAGCAUAUUGGGGUCAGUGAGCCUCUUCUUUCCCUGAAUGAUCAAGUCUUCUCCUCUCAGGAACCAAAGCUGGAGAACAUUUCUGGGCCAGGGUCUGAAAUGGGUUCUGCUGUAGAAGACCUGGGCAUGGUGGAUCAGGAGGCACAUGCCCAGGUGCAGGAAGAAAGCAAGUAUAAAGCCCAGGAAUAUUCUGGGGAUAUAGUGAAUCCGCAUCCAUUAGAGGUCACUUGCCCAUCCCAGGAGGAGGACAAAGAAGGCUUCCAGGACCCGGAGGACAGACCCGGUUGCGCCUCUCCCAUGGACGUCCUGCUUUCCACUGUGGGUGGCCUGAAGACCUCUGAGACUGCUCUCCUGAAUGCCACGGCAGUGAAACUGACCAUGAUUUUGCAAGAACAGAAAGCGGAUUUGAAGGACAAGGUCUGCGAAAUAGUGGAACGGGUCUAUUGGGAGAUCAGCAGUAUUCCAGUGGGCAAAGCUCGGAGGGCAGCGUUGAAUGUCGUGACCUCUCUGGCGGAGGUGUCCCCCGAAGAUGUGGUCUCCAGCCUCUUGAAAUACUCGCUGCCCUGCAACAGCACUGCCUCUGAAAUGUGGAAGAGUCUUUGCACAGUCCCGGAGACUAACACCAAAGUUGUGUGGCACUUGCUCCGAGAGCUGAAGCGGAGAGCCACCUUGCCAGAGCAGGGCUGCAGUGCCGGGGACGGUGCUGGCCACGAGGAGUGGCUGGCUCCUUUGGCGGCCGCGAGGGCCCUGGGCGAAAUGUUCAAACUCUUCACCUGUGUCGGAGCCAUGCGGGGCUUCUACCCCGCCAUCUUCCUGGCCUUCCUGACCCAGAUCCACUUUCUGGUGCGGCUUCCAGCCUACAGGGACGAUCUGGAGGAGGAGAAGGGGGAGGAAGAGGAGGAGGGCCAGACUCACAAAAUGCUGGACUCUGGUGGCAAGGAAGGCCGCCAUCAUUCCCUCUGCUGCAAACAUGUGCUUGCUGGACAUGUGAGAUUCGCAGUGGAGACGCUGAAGACCCUGAUGCUCCGAGACCAUAACGAGAAGGCCCUGCUCUGGAUGGAGAAGAGGGGGUGCUGGGGUCUUCUCUCCAGCAAAGGUGGGCACCUCGAAGGGGUCCUUCUCCUUGCCAGAAUUCUGGUGACCCACACGAGGCACCAUGUGAUGGGGCUGCUGGCGGAGGUCAUCCCUCAACUUUGUGCCAAGGAGGAGGAGAGGGCUUUGACGGCCAAAGCUCUCUUUGCAGGGUUCCUUUGCAGCAAGAUCGCCACGCAGCUGAUCCCCAAGAGAAGCAUCCUGUCGAGGUUGGGGGAGUGGCAGGCAGACGCCCAGCCUGCCGUCCGCUGGCUCAGCCUCCGGGGGUUUGAGAACAUGGCUCUGCACAGGCAGAAGCUGAAGCAGCUGGAAGCCCUGCUCUCUGCCAUCCUGGGAGGCCUGGACGAGGCUCACGAGAAGACCGUGGGGGACACCCUUCAGGCCCUGGGACGGAUCCUCGGCUGCCACCAGCGGAGAGUCUGCGUGGGCUCCAUGUUGGUCCUCAUCGCGGAGAAACUCCGGCCUCUCUUGGAGGACGAGCGGGAGCGCGUGCGUUCUCUGGCCAUCGGCCUGUUCGGGAAGCUGCUGCUGGGGGUCAGGCUCCGGCACCGAGCCCAGAUGAGGGAGCAGGUCCUCACACACUCAGUGCCCUUCCUCCUCCGCCUGCAUGACUCCAGCCAGGAGGUGGUCGAGAACUGCGAAUGGACCCUGGCCCGGUGCAGCGACUUUCUGGGCUGGGACCUCCUCGAGGAGAUUGUCAUCCUGGCCCAUUACGACAGCCAGGAGGCCCUGGACAAAAUCUGCACGCGCCUGGUUCGGUGGUACCCACACAGGGUCCCGGCCUUCCUGUCUCGUACGCUGGAUUACCUGAAGAGCCCCGAAGCCCCCCUGCGGAGGGCGGCUGGUGUGCUUGCAGGAUUCCUCGCCUUUCACAUGGACGCCAGACGGGUCAGCCAGGAAGCCAUGGCCGCCCUGCAGUGUGGUCUUGACUGCUUGCUGGCUGAUUCGGAGCCCUCCAUCCCCGAGGCCGCCUCCGUCUCCAUCCUGCAGGUGAAGUGGGCCCGCCGGAGGGCUUCUGCCUCCACCUUGCCCCUCCCUGCCGCCCUGGCACGGAUGCUGUGUUGCGUCCUGCGCGAGGAAGGGGAGAAGCCGCAGUUCGAGGACAGUCCCUUCAAGCGGAAGAGGAGCCUGGAGGCCUUCAUGAGCCCCCCCAAGCCCCUCCUUUAAAG